Molecule: messenger RNA, 6017 nt
Organism: Fukomys damarensis (Damara mole-rat)
Lineage: Eukaryota; Metazoa; Chordata; Mammalia; Rodentia; Bathyergidae
Gene: Camsap1
Product: calmodulin regulated spectrin associated protein 1
Exons: 21
Coding region: 1-5229 (1742 amino acids)
Biological process (GO): negative regulation of microtubule depolymerization; neuron projection development; cytoplasmic microtubule organization
Cellular component (GO): microtubule minus-end
Molecular function (GO): calmodulin binding; microtubule minus-end binding; spectrin binding
Source: RefSeq, a predicted model, not a curated record
AUGGCGACUUCUCAAGUGGACGCCGCACCCGUGAGUGGCCCAAGAGUGCGGUUCUACCUGGCUGAUGCGGCCCCAGGACGGGCUGUGGUGCUACUGGAGCCGGCAGGGCCCUGGGGAGCCGGAGUGGGUGUGGUGCUGCGGCACGAGGCCGAUGCCUCUUCGCAGGCGAGGCAGGCUGAUGCUGUGGUGUGGCCUCGGCCCCUGCUCAUCCUCUCUCCUGGGGCUCGGAGGCUGGUCCUCCCAUGCAGGCCGCGAGAAGAGCCCUGUUGGGCCAUCUCAGCUGUGGGUGAAGCGGUGCCCGCCCCUCCCCGGCGUCCUGCCACGCCCUCCUCUUCCUCCUUCCCAGACCCUCGGCUCCAGCGGCUCCGGAGCACCUCAGGGACAGGUCCCCCUCGCACGCCGUCUUCCAAGCAGAGGCUGAAACCUCUGAAGGGGCCUGCGGCCUGGACGACCGAUUCCCAGAGUGGACUUAAGCCGCACCAGCAACGCGCAGACUGCGGGCUCCGCCCAGGUUGCUGGGCGCGCAGAGCCUUGGGAAGGGGCGGGGCCCAGGUGUGCUUACUGCGCCUGCGGAAAGGGGCAGACAACAUCCCAGAGGACCUCAGAGACCCUUUUUAUAUCGACCAGUAUGAGCAGGAGCACAUCAAGCCACCCGUCAUCAAGCUGCUCCUUUCCAGUGAGCUCUACUGCCGCGUCUGCAGCCUCAUCCUCAAAGGGGACCAGGCAGCCACCUUGCAAGGACACCAGUCGGUCAUCCAGGCCCUGUCCCGGAAGGGCAUCUACGUGAUGGAGAGUGACGACACCCCAGUGACGGACGCCGACCUCGGCCACGCCCCCAUAAAGAUGAGUGCCCACAUGGCGAUGGUGGACGCCCUGAUGAUGGCCUACACUGUGGAGAUGAUCAGCAUCGAAAAGGUGGUGGCCAGCGUCAAGCGCUUCUCCACGUUCAGUGCCUCAAAAGAGCUUCCCUACGACCUCGAGGACGCCAUGGUGUUCUGGAUCAACAAGGUGAAUCUUAAAAUGAGAGAGAUCACAGAAAGGGAAGUGAAGUUAAAGCAGCAGCUGCUGGAAAGCCCGGCUCAUCAAAAGUCUCCCUCCAAGUGGUAUUGGAAGUUAGUGCCCGUCCGCUAUCGGCGAGAGCACCUUUCCGCUAGGCAGUCGCCCUGCUUCCCGUUGUUGGAGGACUUGAUGCGAGGCGGCAGCGAUGGUGCUGCCCUCCUGGCGGUGGUGCACUAUUACUGCCCCGAGCAGAUGAGACUGGACGAUAUAUGCCUGAAGGAGGUGCCGUCCAUGGCCGACAGCCUGUACAACAUCCGGCUCCUGAGAGAGUUCGCCAAUGAGCAUCUGAACAAGUGCUUCUACCUCACGCUGGAGGACAUGCUGUAUGCGCCCUUGGUGCUCAAGCCGAACGUUAUGGUUUUCAUUGCCGAGCUCUUCUGGUGGUUUGAGAAUGUCAAACCCGAUUUUGUUCAGCCCCGGGAUGUUCAGGAAUUGAAAGAUGCUAAAACAGUGUUACAGCAGAAGAGCACCCGGCCUCCUGUGCCUAUCUCCAACGCCACCAAGCGCAGCUUCCUGGGCAGCCCCGCAGCACUGAGCCCAGCUGAUCUGCCUCCCACCCCACUGCCGGCCGAGGGCGGGCACAGGUACCACCUCCACCCCGAGGAAGCGGAGUAUCUUGGGAAAGGAACUUCCGCGUUUAGCCCAGCACAUCCUUUGUUGCCACUGAGGCAGAAACAGCAGAAAGCAGCGCAGGCUGAGGAGGCGCCCGAUCAGCGGCAUCGAUCUAACUCUCUAACGCGUGUCGAAGGUCAGCCGCGAGGUGCAGCUGUAGCAUGGCCGGAAAAAAAAAACAGGCCCGUGUCCCAGCCAACACCCUUCACACUCCAUCAUGCCACGAGCUGCGAAGUGGACCCUGGCUCCGGCGACAGCGUCAGCUUGGCCCGCUCCAUCAGCAAAGACAGCCUGGCUUCCAACGUUGUCCACCUCACGCCUCAGAACCAGCCGCACCCCACGGCCGGGAAGGCUAACGGGAGAAGCCUCCUGGGCAACGUCAGUAUUGAGGACGAGGAGGAAGAGCUCAUGACCAUCAUCAGGACGGACGCGACUGCCCACCGUGGGGACUUGGAGGUUGCCAGGGCAUCACCCCGUGUGGCAGGCCUGCUGGCCAGGGCCAGGUCUCCCCAAAAGCAGCUGGACCUCACGGAGAGUAAACCCGACAGUUUCUUCCUAGAGCCCCUGAUGCCGGCAGUGCUGAGGCCAGCAAAGGAGAAGCAGAUUAUUACCAAGGAGGAUGAGUGUGGCGAAGGGCGGCCGAGGAGCUCCACAGUCAAGCGCUGCAGCGAGGGCCCCCAGCUGCUGGCAAGGAAGAAAGUAGCUGGAAGUCAUGGAGGGCGGGACCUGAACAGGACUUUCACGCCCAUCCCGGUGGGUGUCGACCCUGCCGAGGUUAGCCUGUGCUCAGCGGAAGGCGAGGGAGAAGUGCUGGGGGCACCUCUGGCCAUUGGCGGCUUCCAGCCAUCACCCCAGGGCCAGCCUGCAGACGGCUUCUUCCUUCACGUGGGCAGAGCUGAUGAGGACUCGGAGGGGAGGUUGUGCAUCAGCUCCAAGAGUCCUGGCUCGCAAGACUCAGAGCCCUGGACGCUCCUGAGGCAGGAUUCUGACUCCGAUGUGGUUGACAUAGAGGAUGCAGAGCAGGACUUCCUUGGUGGGGACCACCCUGUGGUCAUCACCGCCUACGCUGGGGAAGAGGAGUCGGCCAAGCUGCAGGAGGACAUGAAGGUGCGGGAGCACGAGGACAAGGAUGGCGCCAGUGGCCGCUCGAGCCCGUGCCUGAGCACCACCUCCCAGCUCAGCAGCGUGUCCCUGGCGAGUGGGAGUGUGAAGAUGACCAGCUUCGCAGAGCGGAAGCUCCAGCGGCUCAACAGCUACGAGACCAAGUCGAGCACUAGCAGCUCCCAGAAGACCACGCCGGAUGCUUCCGAGAGCUGCCCUGCGCCCCUGACCACAUGGAGGCAGAAGAGGGAGCAGAGCCCGGGCAGGCACAGCAAGGACCCCGCCAGCCUCCUGGCCUCCGAGCUGGUGCAGCUGCACAUGCAGCUGGAGGAGAAGCGCAGGGCCAUCGAGGCCCAGAAGAAGAAGAUGGAAGUGCUGUCCGCACGGCAGCGCCUGAAGCUGGGCAAGGCCGCCUUCCUGCACGUGGUGAAGAAGGGCAAGGUGGACGGCGCCCCACAGCCGCUGCGGCCCGAGCACUUCGCAAAGGACUCUCCACACAAUGGGGAGCACCUGGACAGCAGCGUGCCCCGAACCGAGGGCCUCAGCGGGUCUCGGGAUGCGGAUGGCGAGAGCCUGGCUCUCCUCCAGACUCACAGACCCCGAGACGUGGUCGUGCUGCAUGACGUGGACAGGAGCAAGGUGCUCUCGGCCGCGCUCCUGGAGGACGGGGUGGGCGAGGCUGUGGACAUGACCGAAUGUGAGCUGUCCAUCGAGAAACUGAACGAGACCAUCAGCACGCUGCAGCAGGCCAUCCUGAAGAUCUCGCAGCAGCAGGAGCAGCUGCUCAUGAAGUCCCCGAGCGUCCCGACUCCAGGCUCGAAGAGCAACUCCCAGGACCAAAACGUGAAGGCUGCUGUCCAUUUUGUGGAGCCGCUCUCGCCACCCGGAAUGGCUGCUCAGCGCAAGCCGCCCCGGCUGGGCCAGGGCCGGAACUCCCGCUCCGGAAGACCAGCGGAGCUCAAGGUCCCCAGAGACAGGCAGCAGGGCUCCUCCAGGAGCAAAACCCCAACGCCCGGCUCUGAGGGCCUCUCGCACCUACGGCCCUUCCCCCCAGGGCACCCCCCUCGCACGCCCUCUGACCCCACUGUGGAUGGAGCUGCGGUCCCCGGCGGCCACCCUCCUGAGAAGGGCCUCUUCGACAGUUACCGGCUCCACGAUGAGAGCAACCAGCGGACCUGUGUUCUGCCCUCGCCCAAAGACCCCAACGUCAUCGCGGAACAGAUGGGUCUCAGAGAAGUUCUAGGUGCCAGCGUGAAAGAGGCAGGGCUGAGCUCCUCCAGCAAAGAGCCCCUCCCCACGAAGGAGAUUAUCCCGGGGGAGGAGACGCUGAGGAGCAAGGCCAGCCUCAUCGAGGUGGACCUGGCCCACCUGAAGGCCCCCGAUGAGGAUGGCGAGGUGGUAGGCCAGGACAGCGCUCCGGAGCUCAUCGGCGAUGGUGACCAGAAGCCCGGGGUUGGCUUCUUCUUCAAGGACGAGCAGAAAGCCGAAGACGAGCUUGCUAAGAAGCGGGCUGCCUUCCUGCUGAAGCAGCAGCGCAAGGCUGAGGAGGCGCGUGUGCGGAAGCAGCAGCUGGAGGCGGAAGUGGAGCUCAAGCGCGAUGAGGCCCGACGUAAAGCCGAGGAAGAUCGAGUCCGUAAGGAGGAGGAGAAGGCACGGCGAGAGCUCAUCAAGCAGGAGUAUCUGAGGAGGAAGCAGCAGCAGAUCCUGGAGGAGCAGGGGCUCGGCAAACCCAAGUCGAAGCCCAGAAAGCCAAGGCCCAAAUCUGUGCAUCGUGAGGAAUCGUGCAGCGACUCGGGCACCAAGUGCUCCUCCACCCCCGACAACUUGAGCCAGACGCACUCAGGCUCCAGCCUGUCCUUGGCCUCUGCAGCGACGACAGAGCCCGAGAGCAUCCCCUCGGGGGGCACGCCCUCUCAGCGGGUGGAGUCCUUGGAAGCCCUGCCCAUCCUGAGCCGCAACCCCAGCCGGAGCACUGACCGCGACUGGGAGACUGCGUCGGCCGCGUCCUCCCUGGCCUCGGUGGCCGAGUACACAGGUCCCAAGCUCUUUAAGGAGCCCAGCAGCAAGUCCAACAAGCCAAUCAUCCACAACGCCGUGUCCCAUUGCUGCCUGGCAGGGAAGGUGAACGAGCCCCACAAGCACUCGGUCCUGGAGGAGCUGGAGAAGUGUGACGCCAACCACUACAUCAUCCUGUUCCGUGACGCUGGCUGCCAGUUCCGGGCUCUGUACUGCUACUACCCCGACACUGAGGAGAUCUACAAACUCACCGGCACGGGGCCCAAGAGCAUCACCAAGAAGAUGAUCGACAAGCUCUAUAAGUACAGCUCGGACCGCAAGCAGUUUAACCUGAUCCCGGCCAAGACCAUGUCGGUCAGUGUGGACGCGCUCACCAUUCACAACCACCUGUGGCAGCCCAAGCGGCCCGCAGUGCCAAAGAAGACCCAGACUCGUAAGUGACCGGGCACAGCGAGUCCGCGAUGGCGCCGGCGGGAUCCGUAUUUAUUGUUUCCUCCUCGUGGGUACGAAGCGCGAGGGGUCACAGACCUUUUCAGAGCCUCUGACAAGUGAAGCCGGAGAAGGUGUGGACGCCGUGGUGCCCACCAAGCUCCGGGCCUCAGCUGAGGGUGUCCCAAGGGGCCCAGCUGCGCCUGUCCCUCCCUCCCUGGAAGGUCUCCAGGACUGGAUCCAGAUCCCUCGCUCUGCGCCCUAGCCUCCUGCUCCCUUUGCACACUGCCUGAGGAGCGGCUGCCUGGGGCUGGGGUGGAGGCACCCUUGGGUCGGGCAUUUGAAUGUCUUCAUAAAAGGAGUUCGUGUGGGAAAUCUUUUUCAUUUGCGGACUUGUAUGAUAUUUAUUGAUUGUGUCUACUGCCAAUGUUUAUAUCCACUUCUAAGAUUUCUGAAAAAAAUCUUUGUUCCUUGCUGCUCAGAAAAAGUUUACUGAAAACACCAGUUCACUAAAAGCACUGAAAUGGGCAAAGUCUGUCUUCCGCUAAAAUAGCGUUUACAGACGUGGAGGAGAUGCUCUGCCCGCGCUUGAGGACGCUGAGUGGCACUGGCAGCUGGUGCUGGCCGGCGCCUUGGGCCCCCGGCGGUCCAUUCGCUUGAAUAACAGGUACAGGAGCCGUGGGCUCUGUGCGCGCCCCCGCUCCUGGGAGCAGCCGUGUGCUGGGGCCGUGCGGCUGGGGACUGGUCUGGGUGCCGAUGUAGGGGCGAUUACUCCUGCUGCUUCUUCCACGCUGGUCCCA